Phytophthora nicotianae INRA-310 is the source of this 1602-nucleotide messenger RNA. RefSeq lists its product as hypothetical. Bases 335 to 1468 code for a protein of 377 amino acids. The record is from RefSeq and is a predicted model, not a curated record. The transcript has a single exon. NCBI's taxonomy places the organism in Eukaryota, Oomycota, Peronosporomycetes, Peronosporales, Peronosporaceae.
AUGGUCCGAAACACUGCAAGCGGGUCUGGGAAUUGAUCAGUUAUGUUUCGUUGCACUGAGUCGGUCAUUUAAGGGCGAUACGGCAGUUGAAUUGAUAACUAGGCGAUGAAAGUGCUUUCAACGCCGUUGUUCCAGCCUAAUGGUGCUAUAGUCUGCAGCCAUCAGGUGUAAGUUGAUUGAUGGAGAAGCCUCGACCUGACUGGUGGCUUCGUACUCGCUGCAAGAACUGUGGUCUUUCACUCCCUGGCCAACAAAAGUUCCUGUCAUUUCGGAAUCGAGAAAGGUCUCCAUCAAUCUCCAGGCGCAACAACUGAAGGCUCAAGACCAUCGCACGAUGGAGACCCAUCAAUCAGUGGGCAAGGUGCUGCGCAGACCAGUAGGUGAGGUGCUCUACCUGCCCGACGGGGGCUUCUACGUGCAGGCGUGUCCACCGGGCGCCAACUUCUGCCCAGGGGCGGACACUACGACUGAAGAUCGUCAGGAUGGCAUGUUGCCUACUGUGUUGAUGGAUAUUGAGACUCACGACAGCGAUGACGAGGAGAUGCCUCUGGCAAGUAGCAGCGCCUCGUUGUUGGACAAGUUGAAUGCGAUCGACAUCGACUCGGACGAUGACGACGAUGACGAUGAGCCCGUUAAGGCCCGUAGCCUACCAAGCCUGCUGGAUGCAGUGCCUACCAUGGACUCAAACGACGAACAGCAGCCAAAUGAGCGGACGAAUCGCUCUCAGGUGGCCAUCUCGGGGGCUGCGCUGGACUUGUUUCCCGUUGACCUCACCCAUUUGUCGGAUUUGGACUCUUCCUCGUCUUCGGAGGAGGAGAGCGACUCCGACUCCGACUCCGACGAAACGGAGAGUGACGACGACGAUGUAGCAGUGGGUAGACGCACUGUUAGAGCGCCCCGGGUGUCGUUGUGGGAAAGUGACUAUCAGCCGGUGGCCGACGUGGACUUGUUCAUUCGCGCGAAUAUGGCGGUGAUCGAGGCCAAGAAACCCUGGCGCUUUGUGUUCCGUUGCCUUGCGAUGCCGUUCAGCCUCAAGCGAGAGGAGGACCCGUUCGACGUCUUCUUCAUGCGCUGGGACGAUUUUUGGCUCGUGCAUGGCCGUGCAGUGUGGGAACGCGACUUCUGGCAGCCCCUAGUGCCCCGCUCAACCGAGUAUUACCACCGAAAGUGGCGUCAAAAUCGAGCUCAACUCGCUUUUCGUGACCUGGCAACGGAUCUAGUGAAACGACUUGGGGAGGGUUAUCCUCGAGCUCUUGCCCUGGAGCUGCACGAAGGCUGGUGGUAUCGCACAGAGGUGUUCCCACUUCGUCGGUUGUUCUUCAAGAACCACAGCUACUACGAGGAGUAUUUGGCGACUCAAGUGAAGAAUCGCUGGCCUCGCGGCAUCAGAUUUCUGAUGGAGCGAGGACCGAAGCCUCUGUGGUGGCUCUCAGAUUCCAGUCCAGCUGCAAACAACGACGGAAAAUGAAGGUCGAAGGUUGUUGUUUUAUGCCGGCUAGUAAACGGUACAGAUUUAUCUAUCUACACGUAGGAGCUGAGACUAAUAUGGCCGCCAUAAAUUAUUGCAGAGCCAAUGAAUGCGUACUUACUUGAGAGCAGCCG